UUGCCUCCAUUUUGUUCCUGAACAUUGAGCUUCAGCAACAAAAGUGCAGUCUAAGGUCGAAAAUAAGUUCUCCUUGUAGUCUGGAUCUAAAUACUUUACUUUAAAAACUGCGCUGGGAUUUUUUAAAAUAAUUUUUCCGAAACUGAAAGUGGUGCCUUUUGCGCCCUUUGGGAAUUUUGACGCUGGACAUCAGGCAUCAGUCAGAGGAAACUCGUUAGCAUCAACUCCGACUCAGAGGGGGAAAAAAUGGAGGAGCAGUUCAUUGGAGAAGAUCCUACUAUGAAGAUGGAGGAAGACGAAGAGGCGAGUGUGGAAGGACAGAUACAGGUUGUCAGUGAUGGAGGCCACGGAGAAAGCGAGGGAUCGAAGAUUGAUGCGAGUAAAAACGAGGAAGAUGAAGGGAAAAUGUUUGUUGGAGGCCUCAGCUGGGACACAACAAAAAAGGACUUGAAAGAUUACUUCGCCAAGUUUGGGGAGGUUGUAGACUGCACUUUAAAGCUGGAUCCUAUGACUGGUCGAUCCAGAGGCUUUGGCUUCGUACUGUUUAAAGAUGCUGAAAGUGUAGAAAAGGUUAUUCAGCAAAAAGAACACAAACUUAAUGGAAAAGUGAUUGACCCAAAAAAAGCAAAAGCCAUGAAGUCCAAGGAACCUGUGAAGAAGAUCUUUGUUGGCGGAAUUUCACCAGACACUCCUGAAGAGAAGAUUAGAGAGUACUUUCAUGCUUUUGGAGAGGUGGAGUCCAUCGAGUUGCCAAUGGAAAACAAAACAAAUAAAAGGCGAGGAUUCUGUUUCAUCACCUUCAAAGAGGAAGAUCCAGUGAAGAAAAUCAUGGAAAAGAAGUACCAUAACAUUGGCCUAAGCAAGUGUGAAGUCAAAGUGGCCAUGUCAAAGGAGCAGUACCAGCAGCAGCAGUGGGGUGGAAGAGGUGGUUUUUCCUCCCGAGGUCGUGGGAGAGGAGGGCCAAAUCAAAAUUGGAACCAGGGGUACGGAAACUACUGGAAUCAAGGAUAUGGAAAUUAUGGAAACUAUGGCUACAACAAUCAAGGCUAUGGUGGAUACGGGGGCUAUGAUUACACGGGUUACAACUACUACGGAUAUGGUGACUACAGCAGUAUGUAAUGCUGUUUGUGAAAACGCUGCAAAAACUCUAAGAAAAUAAUACCAGCAGAGUGGUUACGGCAAAUCUCCAAGGCGAGGUGGCCAUCUAAACAGUUACAAGCCUUACUAGCAUACUACAAGCAUAAACUUCAAAACAUACACACAGGUAUGCAGUUGCAUUACUUAACCCAAGCCAUCCUUAGCCAUUAACUUAUGCUACAUUAACCAUCAUAUGUAAUGUAUUUUGCUUAAUUUUUGUUUUUCUUUAAAGUUUUUCACAGCACCCUGGAGUGCUUUACUGUAGUGGUUAACAUAGAGACUUCAGUCUUUUGGCAAUAAUGUAACAGCUGGCUUUUGGCUGUUUCUUGCCUUUAUGUAACAGUAAAAAAAGUUAACAGGUACAGUACUGCUAAAUGGGUACGAGAAAAUAAGGAUUUGCAACGAAAACACACAAAGAAGAAUGUUGUCUCCUAACUCUGACCUUGUUUGUACCUGCCAGCGGGGACUUCCUUGCAGGCCAUGAGCUGACUUCCCGAUUCUCUCAGGCCCGCUCAAUGCGGACAGGGUACGAGAGGCGUACGCUCUCGAAUGCUCCCAUUUGGUAUGGUCUUCCAACAUCCUGUAUAUGAAUUGUCAAAAAAAAAACAAAAAAACAAACCAGAAAACACAUAACGGAUACAUCAAGCUUUUAUCCUUGCCUUUUUACAUUUUGUUUAAAAUUCAUGGCAUUUGUUUUAUGUAAUACAACACAUUUCUGUAAUUUCGUAAUGUCAUUUUUUACAGGUAAUGGUUAAAUACAACACUGAAAAAAAUAACUGUUUACUUUUCAAAGGAUACAGCCUUCUCUGGAUUUUCCAGUGUUAAUAUAUGCACUUUUAAUUCUACCUGUAAUGCUUGCUUUUCUUUAUUUAUAGCUCGUGUAGCAGUAAUAGCCAGUAGUCCAUGAGCUAAAACCUGGUUUGUACUUGGACGCCACUACGUGGGAGAAUUGCUUAAUUUUCAUACUUGUAUUGUGUGUUUUAAUGACAGCGGUGGAAGAAGUUUGUUAAUUUCAUCUAACAAAUUCUCUUUUUUAAUCUUUUCAAACCUGAGAAAUUUGCCUGAAAUGUUAUUGUGAUUUUUCAAUAAUUAAAGGCUUCAUAUAUGUGUCUGGGCUUAAAUAUAUUACUUAAGUUUAAUGUAUUUGAGGAUUUUUAUAUCAUAAAAUUUUUUACCAGUAUUUCUAGAUUAUUGCAUUUUAAAA
Messenger RNA from Tachysurus vachellii, 2341 nucleotides. RefSeq names its product heterogeneous nuclear ribonucleoprotein D (gene hnrnpd). Gene Ontology annotation, cellular component: nucleoplasm. The coding region runs from base 247 to 1119 and encodes 290 amino acids. The record is from RefSeq and is a predicted model, not a curated record. Gene Ontology annotation, biological process: regulation of gene expression. NCBI's taxonomy places the organism in Eukaryota, Metazoa, Chordata, Actinopteri, Siluriformes, Bagridae. Gene Ontology annotation, molecular function: RNA binding. The transcript has 7 exons.